This is a messenger RNA of Oryza brachyantha (malo sina), 1479 nucleotides long. RefSeq names its product protein TIC 62, chloroplastic. NCBI's taxonomy places the organism in Eukaryota, Viridiplantae, Streptophyta, Magnoliopsida, Poales, Poaceae. Bases 1 to 1182 code for a protein of 393 amino acids. The transcript has 9 exons. The record is from RefSeq and is a predicted model, not a curated record.
AUGCGGCCUCAUCGGCGGCGACGCCGGGUUGUGGCUGAGCCGCGCCGCGGUUCCCGGACCACACGGGCCACCGCGCCGCCUGCCGCCUGGCCCAGCUGCCGCCAAGUGGCCGCCGCCGCGGCCUCGCCCUCGCCCACGCCACCAGUAUUUCCCCGCCCCCGCUCGAACGAGCGCGCGAGGGAGACCCGCGCGGUGGCGAUGGCCUGCCUAAGCAUUAGCACUACUCCCGCCGCGCUCUCCACGCGCCUACUACCCUGCGGCGGCCGAGCGGCCCCGACGUGCUGCUCGCUGCCCGCGUCCUCCGCGGCGGGUGGUCGCUGCAGCUGGCGGCUCGCGGCGGUGGCGGAGGAGCCGCAGGCCGUGCAGCAGCGGCGGACGGUGGGGUCGGGCGAGGCCGGCGCGGAGGGGGCGGCCGACGCCUCGUCCAAGCUGGUUCUCGUCGUCGGCGGGACCGGCGGCGUAGGGCAGUUGGUGGUGGCAUCUUUGCUGAGCAGGAACAUUAAGACAAGGUUGUUGCUAAGAGAUCCUGCAAAGGCAGCGACCCUAUUCGGCGAGCAAGAUGAGAGUGUAUUUCAGACUUACAAGGCAGACACACGAGAUGCUGCGGAUUUGGAUCCAGAAAUAUUUGAGGGAGUUACGCAUGUUAUCUGCACUACUGGAACUACAGCAUUCCCUUCAAAGCGCUGGGAUGGAGAUAACACUCCUGAACGUGUAGAUUGGGAUGGCAUCAGAAAUCUAGUGAGCGCCAUGCCACGGACAGUCAAGAGACUGGUUUUGGUGUCAUCCAUCGGUGUUACUAAAUACAACGAACUACCAUGGAGUAUCAUGAAUCUCUUUGGUGUGCUUAAGUACAAGAAGAUGGCAGAGGACUUUGUCCAAAAUUCAGGCAUACCUUUCACCAUAAUAAGACCUGGACGAUUGACUGAUGGACCCUACACUUCUUAUGACCUUAACACACUUCUUAAAGCUACCGCUGGAGAAAGACGGGCAGUUGUCAUGGGCCAAGGCGACAAGCUUGUGGGAGAAGCAAGCAGACUGGUUGUGGCAGAAGCUUGUGUCCAAGCUUUGGACAUUGAUUUUACAGAAGGACAAAUAUAUGAGAUAAACUCAGUGAAGGGCGAAGGACCUGGGAGCGACCCAGAGAAAUGGAAGGAACAGUUCAGAGCUGUUCAAUCAAAUUAGUAGCACUGUGUAUACAUUGUAAUAAUUGUAUAGGCAAUAAUAGCUCACACUCACGCACGCUGCUGCAUUGUAUUAUUUGCAUAGUAUUGUACUUUAGUGAAAUUUCAUAGAGGCAGCAUAGGCUGAUUGUAGUUCUUUUUUAAAAUAAAUAAAUAAAGAAACGCAUAAUUAGCAUUGUUCAAGUAAUGAGAUUUAGCAAUUUUUAGCCUCAUGACCACGUUGAUUGUAGUUGGCAUGAGUCAAGCAGAAUCAGCAGAUAUGUGAUUGUGUUCUCGGAGUUGUUUGUUUGGGGAUGAU